Trematosphaeria pertusa is the source of this 825-nucleotide messenger RNA. RefSeq lists its product as uncharacterized. Lineage: Eukaryota; Fungi; Ascomycota; Dothideomycetes; Pleosporales; Trematosphaeriaceae. Bases 401 to 724 code for a protein of 107 amino acids. The transcript has a single exon. The record is from RefSeq and is a predicted model, not a curated record.
AUUUUAUAGUCCUUCUUUUGUCAUUAAAAGGUUGGAAGGUGGGUGGAGCUGAGUGGUCUGUGCUUUAGAGUGGUUGGAGAGCGCUUUGGGAAAGAGCUGGCGGCCAUAAGAGACAGGCCCUUAGUGCGAAGCUUUCGUUUUUGCGAUGGCAUGCUGCGUGCGAGGUAGCAGCGACUCUUAGCAGACAGAUGAGGAACUUGUGGACGUCUUCUAGGAAACCUCUACGCUUUCUCCGGACGACGCCAGAGCACCUCCCAGACAAUGAUCCAAAACAACACGCAAACGCGACAACUCCACACCAAAGCUCCCUGCUUCAGCGCCGCAGACUGCCGAGAACCACCUUCAUCCUCGCAAACGCACGAGCACCGAAAAUCACAUCGAAGCCAUCGCGCUCAUCACCAUGCUACACAACAGGACUACCGCCUCAACCAUCCUCAGCAUCAUCUUCAACGUUACCAAAUACAAUGUCACAGCCGCCGUCGGCUUCACGGUCCUCAACCGCAUCUUCCCCGAGCCGACGAACCACUGGCUCUGCACGCCCCUCAAGCUCAACACGAUCGCCGUCAUGACUCUCAUCGCAUACCCCACUUUAUGGUUCGUCGGCAAGCUGUGGCCAUUGUGGUUGAUGGGGACGUCGCUGUGGGAUGCUAUUCAUGGGACAGCGACGCCGCAGCAUCAGCACUGGAUACAGAACAGGAUCCUCGAGAGUUUCGGAAUCACGUAAAGGGAGUGAGGAGACGGGCGGGGAAUGGUACGCGGAGUGUUGGGGUUGAAGGUAUCUGGGUUGUGGCAUUCAUUUUUGUGUAUGCGAAGGGCAUACGCGCU